AUGUUCUCAAGUGCCCUUUCCAUCUUUCUGCAGCUCUCACUUCUGUCGUGCGCCAUGGCAGAAGAGAUGGUCGUAGCGACUGGCCACGGAGAUGCCUGGCAGUAUGGUACCGGAGGAGGGAUCAUCGGCUUGCUUGUCCUGGUCUUUGAUAUCUUUGCGAUCCUCGAGAUUGUCAAGUCGAGCCGACCUCCGUUGCACAAGGUCCUCUGGUCACUUUUCGUCUUCUUCUUCCCAAUCGUCGGCUUGGUUGCCUACUACCUGUUCUCGAACCGCCCCUCGGGCUCUGGUAGCGGAGAGUACGAGGCCAUUGUCUGA
Molecule: messenger RNA, 315 nt
Organism: Drepanopeziza brunnea f. sp. 'multigermtubi' MB_m1
Lineage: Eukaryota; Fungi; Ascomycota; Leotiomycetes; Helotiales; Drepanopezizaceae
Source: RefSeq, a predicted model, not a curated record